Messenger RNA from Macadamia integrifolia, 973 nucleotides. RefSeq names its product ethylene-responsive transcription factor WIN1. The record is from RefSeq and is a predicted model, not a curated record. Gene Ontology annotation, biological process: regulation of DNA-templated transcription. The coding region runs from base 126 to 785 and encodes 219 amino acids. Gene Ontology annotation, molecular function: DNA binding; DNA-binding transcription factor activity. NCBI's taxonomy places the organism in Eukaryota, Viridiplantae, Streptophyta, Magnoliopsida, Proteales, Proteaceae. The transcript has 2 exons.
AGCUUAAUCCACGCGUACUUUACAAUUUCUGAAUCAACCAACUCUGCACAGUGCAGACCCCCUUCUCUCUCUCUCUCUCUUUCUCUAGAUCUCUCUUACUUGUGUCCUUUCUGUAUCAAAACAACAUGGUACAGUCAAAGAAGUUCAGAGGCGUCAGGCAGCGACACUGGGGCUCGUGGGUUUCUGAAAUCCGGCACCCAUUGUUGAAGAGAAGGGUGUGGCUAGGGACCUUUGAGACAGCUGAGGAGGCAGCACGAGCCUACGAUGAGGCAGCAGUUCUUAUGAGUGGCCGGAAUGCCAAGACCAACUUCCCCGUCGUCAGGACUCCCGACGGCGAUGCAAAGACCGGUGAUGAUUCUUCCCCUUUGACUACAACGACGACUACUGCUUCAAGCAGCCUAUCGGCGACACUUAGUGAGAAGCUCCGGAGGUGUUGCAAGACUCCAUCUCCUUCCCUCACUUGUUUGAGGCUUGAUACUGAGAAUUCCAAUAUUGGAGUGUGGCAGAAGCGAGCUGGGUCACAUUCUGAAUCGCAUUGGGUUAUGACAGUUGAGUUAGGGAAGAAGAAGAACAUUCCACAAGUUAUCUCUCAAGCAUCAUCAUCUACUUCGAUAGACAUGGCUCCGGCGAUACCCGGGACGGAGGAAGCCGGAGAGGGGAUUGAGGAAGAGGAUAGGAUUGCAUUGCAGAUGAUAGAAGAGCUACUUAAUAGAAACUGUCCUAGCCCCUCCAUCUCUCAUCAGGGGGAUCUCCAAGGAGAAGAGGGUACUGAAUUCCUUGUGUAGUAGUAGGUUAUCUUGAGCAUUUAUCUUUCAUGUUCAUGUCUUUCAAUCUUCUCCACCAUGGCUGUUGAUUUAGGUAAAAACCCUCAGCUGAACUUGUGUGUCUAUUCUAGACUAUAGUAGCUUGGUACAUAAAUCUAUUUGACAAAGGGAUAUAAUAAAACUAAAUUGCUCUAAGCAGUUUCCUUCCA